UGUAAUUUUCAAAACAUAAUUUUUACAAUAUUUUGAAAUUUAGCUUCCAACUUCCCAUAUUACUUAUUAUUUUUUAAAGUAUGUACGCACGACUGUACGAGGAGGUUUAAAAUAUAUUCAAUUAUGAUCUGAUACAAUACUAAAGUAUUCAAUAAGGCAAAUACUGAGUGUACAGGUUAUGUUUUAUGUGCAACAAGGUUUUGGAUAGGUGUAGUAACCAUUAAUAACUUGAAAUAGAAUUAUGUAAAUAAUGGUUUUUGUAAAAUUCAUUGGACGAACUUGUGGAUUUGCGGGAUAUGUUUUGCAAUACGCAUGUGUAACGCACUGUACAUUUGAAUAUUUGGGGGACUUUGUCAUGUGUUCUGGCCCUUCAAUGGAGCCCACUUUAGAAUCAAACAACAUACUAUUUACUGAACACAUUUCACCUCGGCUUCAGAGGUUAAAACGUGGUGACAUAGUCAUAGCUCGGAAUCCAUCAAAUCCAAAACAAAAUAUUUGCAAAAGGAUUGUUGGCCUGCCUGGUGACCGAAUGAGAGGACACUUCCCUAGAUACAAUCAGGUUGUACCCAGGGGUCAUGUUUGGCUGGAAGGUGAUAAUUCAAGUAAUUCUGCUGAUUCUAGAGUAUAUGGGGCUGUGCCGGAAGGUUUAAUUCGAAGUAGAGUGGUAUGUAGAGUCUGGCCUUUAGAUAAGAUAGCAUCUUUAACAAGUUAUUGAUCUGUUUGCCUAAGGUGGGGCAAAAAAAAUGUGUGGUUAUAGCAAUUAUCAGAGCAAGUGCACCUCAAAGACAGAAACAUUGACUCCUUCACCAUAUUAAUAAAAUAAUAAUAGACUCUCAUUCAGUCUCAUUUGACUUCUUGACUGCAAAGUGUGAUAUUAAUUUGUUUAGUACUUUUUUGAGUAUCUUAAUUAAUAUUCAUUAUGCUAAUUUUACUUUACUUAAUUCACCUACAAUAUUAUACAAUUUUAAUGAAAAACUGUUUAAUAUUGUCAAUACUGAUGGCCAUAUUAGUACCACACAUUAAAUUGCUCUACCCAUAUAAAACCUUUUGUAUCUAGGUAGUAUAAUUUUAUGUGUAUUUGUUUGACAAAUCACAAGUAUAUUUUUGCCUGGUCGGCACAUUGUGCAACUUUGGUCAUGUUAUUCAUGUUCAUGUAAAUAAAAAUAUUGUUAUUUUUAUGAA
Amyelois transitella is the source of this 1182-nucleotide messenger RNA. Its product is annotated as mitochondrial inner membrane protease subunit 1. NCBI's taxonomy places the organism in Eukaryota, Metazoa, Arthropoda, Insecta, Lepidoptera, Pyralidae. Bases 251 to 715 code for a protein of 154 amino acids. The transcript has 2 exons. Gene Ontology annotation, cellular component: mitochondrial inner membrane peptidase complex; membrane. The record is from RefSeq and is a predicted model, not a curated record. Gene Ontology annotation, molecular function: serine-type endopeptidase activity.